Messenger RNA from Cucurbitaria berberidis CBS 394.84, 713 nucleotides. RefSeq lists its product as uncharacterized. Bases 100 to 507 code for a protein of 135 amino acids. The record is from RefSeq and is a predicted model, not a curated record. NCBI's taxonomy places the organism in Eukaryota, Fungi, Ascomycota, Dothideomycetes, Pleosporales, Cucurbitariaceae. The transcript has a single exon.
UACAAUUUGGGCGACGCGAACUUUUGUCGGGGUUAAGUAGCGCGUCCUGCUAUCUCCGCACCUCUCCAGAUUGAUUAAUCACGGCGACGAAUAUAACAAAUGUUUAGCAGUUUGUUUGUACCAAUCAUGGUUAGUUUUGUAGGGCUCUCAAGCUAUCUACAUAUGCAGACAUGCCUUUCAUCGUAUUCAUCGUCAGCUGAAACAUUCAAGACCUAUCUCGUCUUUCCCCCACCGCCGCCGUCGAAACAUGGCGAGGCAAGCCUGGAAUUCCAAGACUAUGCUGGCAAAGCUGUGAUAUACAUGCUAGAGAGAAAGAGUACGCCAAUGCCUACAGGCGCCGUGGCGAACUGUAAAGUAAGAAAACGCAAGUUGGGGGUAUUGUAUGCCGCAGAAGGUAGAUGCAGAAACACACUUCAACCAAAGGAAAAAUGCCGCCAGAAAAGGAGUAGAAAGAGAAUUUGCUGUGAGAAGACAGUUGGACGUAUUAGUACGCGGGGCGAGAAAUAGCAAGCGGCCUACGUCCUUCUUUUGUGCUUUCCCUUGCCGUUGCUGCCGUUGCUGCCUUUCGCAUGAUGUUGGGUAGCCGUCGCUACAAGAGCCUCGAAGCCACGUGGUAAAUUGAGCUCUAGUGGUUUCGGCAGCUCCUGAUUAAUGAGUUCGAUAGCAGCCUUGAGAUUUGCUACAAGAAUGACAGUGGUGCCAAUCAUGUUGAA